Struthio camelus australis is the source of this 6020-nucleotide messenger RNA. NCBI's taxonomy places the organism in Eukaryota, Metazoa, Chordata, Aves, Struthioniformes, Struthionidae. The record is from RefSeq and is a predicted model, not a curated record.
GAAAAAAUGGCCAAAAUGGAGGUCAAGACAUCACUUUUGGACAACAUGAUAGGGGUGGGAGAUAUGGUUCUUCUGGAGCCGCUUAAUGAGGAUUCAUUCAUCAAUAAUCUGAAAAAACGCUUUGAUCACAAUGAAGUAUAUACAUACAUUGGCAGCGUGGUGAUAUCAAUAAACCCCUACAGAUCUCUACCCAUUUAUUCUCCAGAGAAAGUUGAAGAAUACAGAAACCGAAACUUUUAUGAGCUCAGUCCUCACAUCUUUGCUCUGUCAGAUGAAGCUUACAGGUCUUUAAGGGACCAGGACAAAGACCAGUGUAUCCUUAUUACAGGAGAGAGUGGAGCUGGAAAAACAGAGGCCAGCAAACUUGUCAUGUCAUACGUAGCUGCAGUUUGUGGAAAAGGGGCAGAGGUCAAUCAAGUGAAAGAACAGCUUUUACAGUCCAAUCCAGUGCUUGAAGCUUUUGGAAAUGCCAAAACUGUAAGGAAUGACAACUCCUCUAGAUUUGGAAAAUACAUGGAUAUUGAGUUUGAUUUUAAAGGUGAUCCACUUGGAGGAGUUAUAAGCAAUUAUCUGUUAGAGAAGUCUCGUGUUGUUAAGCAGCCAAGAGGUGAAAGAAACUUUCAUAUUUUCUAUCAGAUACUGUCUGGUGCAUCAGAAGACUUCCUCUGCAAACUUAAAUUGGAGCGGGACUUCAGCCGAUACAACUACCUUGGGCUCGACUCUGCCCGAGUAAAUGGAGUGGAUGAUGCUGCAAACUUCAGAACAGUGAGGAAUGCCAUGCAAAUUGUUGGUUUUAUGGAUCAUGAAACACAGUCUAUUUUUGAAGUGGUGGCAGCAGUUCUAAAACUGGGAAAUAUUGAAUUUAAACCUGAAUCUCGAGUGAAUGGCUUAGAUGAAAGUAAAAUCAAAGAUAAAAAUGAACUCAAGGAAAUCUGUGAGCUGACAGGUAUAGACCAGUCAGUACUGGAAAGAGCUUUCAGCUUCCGGACCGUUGAAGCUAAACAAGAAAAGGUUUCCACAACGCUAAAUGUGGCUCAGGCUUAUUAUGCUCGUGAUGCUUUGGCUAAGAAUUUGUACAGUCGACUGUUUUCUUGGCUGGUGACCAGAAUCAAUGAAAGCAUUAAGGCACAAACAAAAGUGAGAAAGAAGGUAAUGGGGGUACUAGACAUCUAUGGCUUUGAAAUUUUUGAGAGUGCAGACAACAGCUUUGAGCAAUUCAUUAUCAACUACUGCAAUGAGAAGUUGCAGCAGAUCUUCAUUGAACUUACCCUCAAAGAAGAGCAGGAGGAAUACAUCCGAGAGGGAAUUGAAUGGACUCACAUUGAGUAUUUCAACAAUGCUAUAAUUUGUGACCUAAUAGAAAAUAACCAAACUGGAAUCCUGGCCAUGCUCGAUGAAGAGUGCCUGAGACCAGGGACUGUUACUGAUGAGACCUUUCUAGAAAAACUGAACCAAGUCUGUGCCACUCACCAGCAUUUUGAGAGCAGGAUGAGCAAGUGCUCGCGUUUCCUCAAUGACACCUCUUUGCCUCACAGCUGCUUUCGGAUUCAGCAUUAUGCCGGCAAGGUUAUGUACCAGGUGGAAGGAUUUGUUGACAAAAACAAUGAUCUUCUGUACCGUGACCUCUCCCAAGCCAUGUGGAAGGCCAGUCACUCUCUUAUUAAAGCCUUAUUCCCAGAAGGAAACCCUGCUAAGAUCAAUUUAAAGAGACCACCAACAGCAGGUUCACAAUUCAAGGCUUCUGUCGCUACCCUGAUGAAAAAUCUUCAGACAAAAAAUCCAAACUACAUUAGGUGCAUCAAACCCAAUGACAAAAAGGCUGCCCAUGUUUUCAAUGAUGCCCUAGUGUGCCACCAGAUUCGUUACCUCGGUCUCCUGGAGAAUGUCCGCGUCCGAAGGGCGGGUUAUGCGUUUAGGCAAGCUUACGAGCCUUGCCUGGAAAGGUACAAGAUGUUGUGUAAGCAGACAUGGCCCCAUUGGAGAGGACCAGCCAGGGCUGGUGUAGAGGUACUGUUUAAUGAAUUGGAAAUCCCUGAAGAAGAAUUUUCGUUUGGUAGAUCAAAGAUAUUCAUCCGCAACCCAAGAACACUCUUCAAACUAGAAGAUCUGAGAAAGCAGCGGUUGGAGGACUUGGCCACUCUAAUUCAGAAGAUUUAUAGAGGUUGGAAGUGCCGCACACGCUUCUUGUUAAUGAAAAAAAGCCAGAUUGUGAUUGCCUCCUGGUACAGGAGAUAUGCACAACAGAAAAAGUACCAGAAGAUAAAGAGUUCAGCUAUUAUAGUACAGUCAUACAUCAGAGGGUGGAAGGCUCGGAAACUUCUUCGAGAACUUAAGCAUCAGAAGCGUUGUAAUGAGGCUGCCACAACAAUUGCUGCAUAUUGGCAUGGUACCCAGGCGCGAAGGGAACUGAGACGACUGAAGGAGGAGGCUAGAAAUAAACAUGCUAUUGCUGUUAUUUGGGCUUACUGGCUUGGAUAUAAGGCUCGAAGGGAAUUGAAACGCUUGAAGGAGGAGGCUAGGCGCAAGCAUGCUGUUGCAGUCAUUUGGGCUUACUGGCUUGGACUGAAGGUCCGCAGGGAGUACAGGAAAUUCUUCAGAGCCAAUGCUGGAAGAAAAAUUUAUGAAUUUAUCCUUCAGAGAAUUAUGCAAAAAUACUUCUUGGAAAUGAAGAGUAAGAUGCCUUCUUUAUCACCAAUAGAUAAGAACUGGCCAGCAAGACCUUACCUUUUCUUGGAUUCAACUCACAAGGAACUAAAGAGGAUUUUCCAUUUGUGGAGGUGUAAAAAGUACAGAGACCAGUUCACAGAUCAACAGAAGCUUAUAUAUGAAGAAAAACUGGAAGCAAGUGAACUUUUCAAGGAUAAAAAGGCUUUAUAUCCAGCCAGCGUUGGGCAGCCGUUCCAAGGGGCUUAUCUGGAAAUCAGCAAGAACCCCAAGUACAAAAAACUUAAAGAUGCUGUGGAUGAGAAGAUCAUUAUUGCUGAGGUUGUGAAUAAAAUCAAUAGAGCUAACGGGAAGGCUGCAUCUAGGAUUUUCUUACUAACCAAAAAUAACGUUCUCCUUGCGGAUCAAAAGUCUGGAAAUAUCAAGUCAGAGGUUCCACUGGGAGAUGUUACUAAAGUGUCCAUGAGCUCCCAAAAUGAUGGUUUCUUUGCAGUGCACCUCAAGGAGGGUUCAGGAGCAGCUAGUAAAGGGGAUUUCCUGUUCAGCAGCGAUCAUCUUAUUGAAAUGGCCACUAAACUCUACCGCACUACUCUCAGCCAAACCAAACAGAAGCUCAACAUUGAGAUUUCUGAUGAGUUUCUGGUCCAGUUCAGACAAGAUAAAGUGUGUGUGAAGUUCAUACAAGGCAGCCAGAAAAAUGGCAACAUCCCAACUUGCAAACGAAAAAACAAUCGGCUUCUUGAAGUGGCUGUCCCUUAACUGCAGCUGGUCGCUCUCUCUCUCAUGGACUUGUUUCUUUGUAAUAGUGCAAUUUUGGAUGUUUGGUUUUUCUGGUUUUAUCCCUUUCUGAAGCUGCCAGUGGCUAAUAGCUUUAGAAACCCUUGAGAAAAAUAUUUGAUCAAUUGACUUUUUAAUCUUUUCUUUCAUGCUGUAGUUUUAACCCACGAAAUGCAUAUUUUUGCCCAGUGAGACAUUUUUACCAGAAGUAUCUGUUAUACAUGAAACAUUCUCUUUGUUUAGUGGCCAUAUUUUAGUGCAGCAUACCAUAAAAUCACAUAUUAAUGACAAAUUACUCAUAUUCCUUAGACUAGAGAUCUGCUUAACAGAAACUAUAAAGGAUCUUGAUGUUUAUUGGUAACUUGUGCCCAUUGUCUUUUUAUACCAACCUGUGCUGGUCUUCUACAGGGUUCCCUGUUUGCCACCAUUGGAGAGACUGGCAGGACUGAGACUGAAGCACUAACUUUAAUAUUGAACACUAGGAUGUAUGUAACUUGAUCUUUUCGCAAAUACAGCACAGGAACAUCGAAUUUUGCAAAACAGAAGGAAGGAAUGUAUGAUUAUACAAGCAGUUAUGUGCAUAAUUUUUUAGUAAAAAUGCAGAAAUUUUGAAACAGGAUUUUUAAUUAGGUCAAAUAUUUUUAAUGACUUUAUACAGUAGAAAACAGUGAAAUUAAAGAGGCUUGUUUCUUUCACAAGAAGUAUGUAGUUCAAGGCAUAUUUUAUGUUCUGCUUUUUUCCUUAAAUUAUCAGGUCAAAUUAGAUCCUGAAAAAUGCCGUAGUAUUCGUAACGCAAGUAAUUGCUAGGUAUUUAAACUGUUAGUUAUCAAGUGGAGGGUUUGAGCCUUUUAGAUAUUGGCAUGUACAAUGUGCAAUAAAACAUACAUGACAUUUUGUGAAAAAUUAUUUAUAAUACAUUUUUGUGUACAAGAGAGGAUUGGUGCAGCCUGCAUAGACAAUUUAAAAUAGGUUUAUAUUGUUAAUUUGCAGUUUUUUUUUAGAAUGUACACUACAGUUGUCAAUCUGGGAAGAAUACUGAGAAUUAAAAAUUUCUUCAUUUAGGGGUCUGUAUAUAAAUUGGUAUUAUGGUAAUAAAACUGUUCUAAUUCUGUGCUGUUUGGUACCCCUAUGUUAUAACCAUAUUUUUGUAUUCCAAAUUAUUUUGUAGAAGUUGUGUGCCUGAUGUAAAUGUGUGCACAGAAAAUACAAUCAAGAACUGCAUUAUAAGCUGUCAGUGUAACUGAUGCACUUAAUCUUUUAUAAACCAGAAGCGUUAGCUGAAAUCCUUAAGGGGAGCUGAUUUUUUUAGGUAGAAAUAGCUACUCAAGUGAAGGCUUUGUUGAAUGUGACUGAUGUGUUGACGCAAGGACAGUUGAGAAGGCAUUGUAUUUUUGCAGUCUGAUACAGGAUAGAUUAAGAACCUGGGUAUCCAUUGCGCAGUGCUGAAAGUCCAAGCAUAAAUAAAGUAAAGAUAAAGAAAAGUUCACAGUCUUGUUAAUCUCUUGCUGGUAAAGGUACGUAGUACCCCUGGCUGCGAAGGUUCCCGUGGGCCGUUCAGCUGCAGUGUUGGCUCUCUGCGAUAGACGUGUGUUCGUUGCGACAGACGCCGUAGAGCUAACGGCGGCCUCCUUGCCAGUCUGAAAACAAAGCUGUUUUGAGUUUUUAUCACAUUUUGGUUUGGGAUUAAGAUUUUGCUAUGAUUUGGGUACCAAACAAUUGUUUUAACUGGUUUCUUAAUGUUGCUGUUAAAAGUUUAUGCGUGUGACCUUGAAAGGUGGGAGUAGUCAAAAAAUGUAAUUUCCAAACAAUGAUAAAACGUUUACCUCUUCGUUAUGAUCUUAGUUUGAACCCUUCUUUCAAUAAUUUUUUUAGAUUAAUAGUUUAGUAAAAUUAAAGCAUUUUAAAUGUAUUUAAUUAGAGAUGCUUACGAAGAAAACCUUAGUUUCAAUUUAUAAUGCAAAAUUAGGAUACUUAAAAUUAUUGCCUUAAGAAUGCAGCACGUAGUAACAUGGUAUUUAAAACUGUGUUCUUCCCAAAGCUCGUAUUGCAAUUCCUGCUUGGUAAAAGACUGGACACAAAGUUUGCAAAGCUGUGCAGGAUCUUGAAAACCUUACAGUAAGAACCACAAGGGGCAAUUUUUUAAAGGGAAGCAAAAGUAAGGGAAACAGACGUCUGAAGUCUGAUGUAAUCCUGUAGUUUUUUGUAGGUAGGAAAUUGGAGGGUUUAGAUGAAAUACUUUUGGGAUAUUUGACCCUUUUAUUCUUUUGAUCUUUGCAGCAAGUCAUGAUAAAAAAAAAAUUAAUUAUAUUCUGUAUCUGUUUUUAAAAUAGCCAUACUAACAUAACACUGGAAGGGUGGGAAAUUCUUCACUUUGAUUUCAGUUGUGCCAUUUCUUUUCAGGAUUUAACCUGCAUAUUAGCUCAUGCUUUGCGGUAAUUACCUUUUGACACUUAAAUAAUUCUCUAUGUACAGAGUUAAGUUUUGCUGAAUAUAAAUUAUUCAGAUAUGCUAGUUGAGUCAUGCUAUUUUGAUGUUUAGAUUUAAGUAUCUAGGAUGUUGAAAUAAAAAUGCAAGAUCAG